AUGGUGUUGGAAGGAGUCCUCGCGGGCAUCCUCAACCGCACUCUCUCCGCCUACGUCGACAACCUCAACACCAGCCAGCUCAACGUCGGAAUCUGGUCGGGCGAUGUCAAGCUCCGCAACCUCCGCCUCAAGAAGGAGGCGCUCGACAAGUUCCGGUUACCGGUCGAUGUGGUGGAAGGCUAUCUUGGCGACCUGACCCUGUCCAUACCUUGGUCCAACUUGUCGGGCAAGCCCGUCCGUGUCCUGAUCGAGAACGUCUACCUCCUCGCCGUCCCGACCGACUCGUCGAAAGCGACACCGGAAGAAGAUGCAGCUCGAGCGCAGGCGGCGAAACUCGAGAAGCUCGAGAACGCAGAGAUGCUCACGACGCAUCCUGCGCCUGGGUUGAGCGCGGAGGAGGAGCAGAAGAACCAGUCGUUCACGACGAGCUUGAUCAACAAGAUUGUUGACAACUUGCAGAUUGAGAUCCGCAACAUCCACAUCCGGUACGAGGACAAGCUGUCGGUCCCCGGCCACCCCUUCUCCGUCGGCCUCACCCUUUCCCGCUUCUCCGCCGUCUCGACCGACGAGAACUGGCAGCCAACCUUCAUCACGAAGCACGCUGGCCCGGUGCACAAACUCGCGACGCUCGACUCGCUCGCCGUCUACUUCGACACCGACUCGCCCUCUCUCGCCGGUCACGAACUGAGCGACGCGAUCGUGAAGUUCACCGACUUGAUCGCGCGCGGGGGUCACACGCCUUCGCACCAGUUUGUCCUGAAACCCGUUUCGGGCCAGGGACGGCUCGUAAUGAACAAGAAGGUGGACGCGCACACGCCCAAGACGGACGCCGAGCUCCUCUUCCAGGAACUUGGCUUCGUGCUCGAUGCGGACCAGUACCGCGACGCGCUGUCGAUGGUCGACUUGUUCCACUUCUACAUCCGCCAACGCGAGUACCGCUCGUUCCGACCGCCGCAGGAGGAGUUUGAGAAGAACAGGAACCGCGCGUUGUGGAAGUUUGCGACGAGCGCGAUCAGGAGCGAGGUCCAUGAGAAGCAUAGGCAGUGGAGCUGGGAGUACUUUGCGGAGCGGAGGAACGACAGGAAGGCCUACGUCGACUUGUUCAAGAAGAAGACGCUCGGAACCAUCGACGUCGAGGAAUCGCAAGAACUCGUCGACCUCGAGGUCAAGCUCGGUUACAAGGACAUCCGGUUCUACCGCUCGAUCGCACGGUCCGAGAUGCGCAAAGACCGGAUCGAGCACCCGCCUCCUCCAAAGCCGCAGACGACCACGGCAAAGGCGACUUCGUGGAUCGGAUCGUGGGUCGGAUGGGGCGGCGGCGGCGGCUCAGCUGCGGCUGCGGACCAGCACGAGUCGGACGACCCGUCGUCGGGACUGAACGAGGAGCAGCGGAAGGAGCUGUACAAGGCGAUCGACUGGGACGAGAAGGACGCGGUCGCCAACGCCGUCGACUACCCCGCCGAUACGCUCCUGCUCCGCGUCAAAGCCAAGCUCGAGACGGGCUCGUUCGCGCUCCGCACCGACCCGCAUGGUACGGCAAAGGAUCUCAUCGCGCUCAACUUUGACGACUUGCGACUCGACAUGGCGCAGCGGCCAGAGAACCUCGAGGCGACUCUCGCGCUCGGUGGGUUGCGCGUAUUUGACGGGACGUGCGAGAACACGCUGCAUGAGCAGGUUGUGCGGGUCAAGGAGAUUGCGGCGGAUGAGGAGGAGCAGCGCCGGGCGAAGAAGAAGCAGCGCGCGAGGUUGCCGCCGCCCGAGGAGCGCGAGGCGGACGACGACGUCGGGCAGUACGACGACGGCGAGGAGGAGGUCGAAGACGAGAUUGCGCGAGACGGGGUUGGCGAGUGGGCGAUGCAGGAGAACCCCUUCUUCUCGCUCAAGUUCGAGCACAACCCGCUCGACAAGCGCGCCGACAAUGCCCUCGCGGUCCGACUGCGACACACCGAGAUCGUGUACCACCGAGGUUACGUCGAGGCCAUCUUUGCCUUCUUCCAACCGCCGGAGAGCCAGCUCGAGUCGGUCGGUGCGCUCAUCGACGUCGCGAGCGAGACGCUCGAGGGCAUCCGCAAGGAGACGAGGGCCGGUCUCGAGUACGCUCUGCAGCAGCACAAGACGGUGGACGUCCAGCUCGACCUCAACGCGCCGAUCAUCAUCAUUCCGGAGAGCAUGACUCAGAAGGACUGCCAGCACAUCGUCCUCGACGCCGGCCACAUCUCGGUCGUGAGCGAGUUGGCGGACCAGUCGGCCAUCGACGCCGUCAAGGCCAAGGAACAUCAAGAGUAUCAAGAGGAGGACUACAAGCGCCUCGAGAGCCUCAUGUACGACAAGUUCUACGUCAAGCUCGAAGACGCCCAGCUCCUUAUGGGACCCUCGCUGCAGACUUGCCUUGACGCUCUCGAUAUCAAGGGCGACCAUCACUCCAGCUCGACCGGCGAGCUGCACAUCCUGGAACGGACGUCCCUCACCUUCCUCGCCCAGAACUGCAUCCUCGCUCAGGCGCCGAACCUCACCCGCUUCAAGGUCUCCGGUUCGCUGCCGACUCUCCAGCUCAACUUCUCCGACCGCAAGUACAAAUCGCUCAUGCGCAUGAUCGACGUCGCGAUCCCGCACUUUGGCGACGAGGACGUCCAGGUGCAGCGACCGGGACCUCAGCCCAAUCAACGGGGCACGUCGUUCGCCCAAUCUCGAUCGAGGGCUGCGACGCUCGAUGAUGACGACGAGGACCUGCAUGUCGGGCACUAUACCGACUCGGAGAGCGCCGAGGGCGACGCGGGCGACGACGAGGACGACAAGGAUGGCGGCAAGGACGAGUUCUUCGAUACCCCCGACAUUGCCGACGGCAAGCAGAACAUCCAUCAGAAGACGUUCGAGUUCAGCUUCUCCGUCGACCGCGUGCAGGGCUCGAUUUACCGCUCAAACGCGGAUCCGACGAAGCCAGAUCGGCUGCUCGUCAACGCCGUCCUCGAAGGCUUCAAGGUCGGCUUUGAGCUUCGUCCGUACGACAUGAGUGUCGACGUCGUCCUGCGCUCGCUCUACCUUGAGGACAAGAUGACCGCCGCUCAGAACUCCGACUUCCGGCACCUCUUGACAAGCGAGAAGCUCGAAGGCGGCCACGAGCAUGAUCUCGUCCGUGUGCGCUACCAGGGCGUACAGAAGAGUUCGCCCGAGUUCAUGACGGUCCACGAAGGGUUCGACAAGUCCGUCGACGUCGAGAUGUCCACGCUCAACCUCGUCGUCACGCGGAGCAGCAUCCUUCUCCUCUUCGACUGGAUCAUGACGACGUUCACCGACCCGGUCGACGCACCGGCGCCAUCAUCGCCGCAAAUCGAAGGCGCCGAGAACGAGAUGCAGGUCGAGGAGGCCAAUACGGACAAGCUGCGGGUGAAGGUCAAGCUCACGAGCAUCAACCUCAUCCUCAACGAGGACGGCUUGCGACUGGCGACGCUCUCGUUGUCUGCCGCCGACGUUUCCGUUCUCCUUCGCGGCCCGACGAUCCGCGUUGCCACCCACCUCGGCAACCUCUCGCUUCACGACGACUUCAGCUCGUCGACGCCGCAGGAGAUGUUGACCAUCCAGGGCGACGAGUUUGCCGACUUCCGCUACGAGACUUACGACCCGACCGACAAGACGACGUAUCCCGGCUACGAUACGAGUGUCCACCUGCGAAGUGGCUCGUUGCGUUUCACCUUCCGCUCCGAGCCCGUCCACCGCAUCCUCGCAUUCUUCACCAAGUUUGGCCGCAUGAAGGCCGUGUACGAUGCGGCAACGCAGGCGGCGGCGCAACGAGCGACCGAGAUGCAGACGAUGAUUCCGAAGAUGCACUACGACAUCCUCGUCAAGACGCCGAUUCUCGUGUUCCCACACGAGGAGGCGAAACGUGCCGACGACACGAUCGUCGCCAAACUCGGGGAGCUCAGCCUCAAGAACGACUUCGAGGUCACGGACGAGGUCGUCAAGACGAAGAUCAGCUUCGGCCUGCACGAGGUCGGGCUCGAGUCCACGCUCUACCACGGCGGCGAGGCGCAUUCCCUGCCCGUUCUCGACGGUGUCCGCAUCGACGUCAACGUCACCCUGCACGAAAGCGUCGAUCCAGCGAAGGAGCUCGAGGCGCCUGGCACGCUCGUUUCGGCCAAGAUGUCGGACAUCAAGAUGAAGCUGACCCAGGCGCAGUAUGGUCUCCUCAUCCACCUCUCACAGACGAUCCCGUCCGCGUUCGCCUUCGAUGAGGAAGAACUUGACGACGAGGCGUCCGCAAUGAUCGAGGCUGCUCCCGUUCCUCCGCCGCCAAAGAGGGUUGUCGAGGCUGCCUUCAAGGGCAGGAACGACGACGUCGUACGCGACGCACAUGGCGCCGAGGUGGUCGACCUUCUGCCCGAGCUGCCAAAGUCGGCCAAGACGAUUGACGGCGAGCAAGUCCAGCUCAAGUCGACCCUCGAGGUGGACUUUGCUGUCAACACCGUCUUCCUCGAACUCUUCACCGAGGCAGCGACAUCGACGGAAAGCCUCGAGGAGGCGAGCCUGGCGCGCUUCGCCCUCAACGACACCGCCGUCAAGUACAAGAUGGUGUCGAACGGGUCGAUGGAAGCCGAAGUCGCGAUCCGCUCGUUCACCAUCCACGACACCCGCCCCGCCCGCCUCACCAAGUUCCGCGAGAUCAUCCCCGCGACGAAGCAUUCGGGUCACCAGUUCAUGGUCCACUACACGCAGUCUGGCGGUCUCGACAAGAGUGCGAUCGCGAACGUCACAGUGGACUCGCCCAAGAUCAUCUUCUCGCUCGACCCGCUCUUUGCGCUCGUCGACUACUUCUCGAGCGCUUUCCCGCAAGCUCCGAACGCUGGACAGGACGAGAACGACAUGGACGAGGGCCUCAAGGAAGCGGACGAGCAGAAGGUCGACCCGUCGCCGGCGACGGAAUCAACCCUCGCGUACCGCAUCAAUGUGGUCUCGCCGACGAUUAUCCUCCUCGAGAAUCCGGCAAAGGCAGACUCGGAGGCGGUUGUUCUGUCGCUCAGCCAGGCGCAGAUGACGCAGCAGGGCACGCUCGCCUUGACGAUCGCUCGCAUGGGCAUGUUCCUCUGUCGCAUGGACCGGCCGAAGGAGAACAUCCGGGUCCUCGACGACGUCGACGUCAUCCUUUCGAUGGACAGCAGGACAGACGGCGGACGGCAGGUCACCAACAUCGAGGUCGGGGUCCAGCCGCUCAUCCUCCGCGUCUCCCUCCGCGACAUCUUCCUCAUCAACUCGAUUAUCAACCGCGCCAUCGAGCUUUCGAACCGCGGGUCGUCUGCACCGGAAGAGCAGCCAGCUCGACCAGACCUCGAGUCGCUGCAGUCCGGCAAGGUCCGCACGCGCAGCAAGAGCGACGCCGCGACUCGACGACGAUCCGUGUCAGGCGGCUCAAGACCAGUCCGCGAGGACAUCGUGAAGGCGCAGGUGAUCGUCACGAAGGAGACGCUCCGCGCCACCUUCGACGGGCUCCAGCUCAUCAUCAUCGGCGACAUGCACGACCUUCCGCUGCUCGACCUCAAGGCUGGCAAAUUCACGGCCAAGGCGAAGGAUUGGUCAACAGAUGUGCGUGCACCCGCUCCUCCCGCGGAAGACGGCUCGCUGACCCAAGCUCCUCCGCCGCAGCUGGACGCGAGCGUUAUGAUCAAGCCGUUCAUCAACUACUUCAACCUGAAGGUCUCGCACUGGGAGCCUUUGAUGGACCCGUGGGAGUUUGGCGUGCACGUGACGCGCUCCGUCACGACCGGCCUCCUCGCCAUCGACGUCUCGUCGAAGAAGCGCCUCGAGCUCAACGUCACAUCGACCUUCAUCGAGGUCGCGAUGACCACGAUGUCGAUCAUGGACCGAGAAGGCGACAAGGUCUUCAAGAAACCGCGCGGCUCGAACGCUCCGUUCCUCAUCAAGAAUCGCACCGGCUACCCUCUCUCGCUGUGGAGCGAGAGCGCAGACGCCGGCGCGCAAGGUCAGCGGCUGGAUGACGGCGACGAUGUUCCCUGGCGGUUCGACGACUGGCGGACGGCGCGCGAGAAUGUCUCUGCGAGCACGCACAACUCGCUGACGGUUGCCUUCGACGGCUUGGGCUGGGAGCGACUCAAGCACGUGUACGUCGACCGCGAAGGCGAGCACAUCCACGCUCUGCGGCCGAAGAUCGACAAGGUCACGCACCGCCUGCUCUGCGACGUCAAGCUCGUCGACAACGUCAAGGUCGUCACGUUCCGCUCGACGUUCCUCAUCGAAAACAAGUCUCUCGUCAACGCCGAGAUGGUCAUUGUCGACGAGCACGGCAAGAAGGCAUCGCAGGUCUACAAGAUCCCUCCUGGCGGCGAAUGUGCCGUCCCCAUCCUGGCAGCCUACCACAACCGUAUCAAGCUGCGACCCGAUCCCGGCUUCGGCUACAACUGGUCGAGCGACAGUCUGCACUGGCAGGACCUCGUCAAGCGUCCAACCCGCGCCAUCGUCUGCAAGUCGCAGAAGGAGGCGGCUUUCCGCUUCCAGGCUUACGCUUUGCACGACAAGUCCGACCCGCUCGUCCGCAUCUACCCCAAGAUCACGCUCCGCUUGCGAGCGCCUGUCGAGGUGCAGAACCUGCUGCCGCACGACAUUCGCUACCGCGUCUUCGACAAGAACCUCGAGCACAACUGGACAUCUUUCCUGCGUGCAGGCGGGGUCAGCCCUAUCCACGUGGCCGAGCUGUCGCACUUGCUCCUACUCAGCGUCGAGGUGCAGGAUACGAAUCUCGGUCGAAGCGAGUUCGCGAUUAUCAACACCGACAACCCGGAGGACCUGCCAGUCGAGGGCGACCUUGUGUUGGCGGACAAGGAGGACCGCAAGCUCAACUUGCGCAUCCACUACCAAAAGCACCCAGACUCGGGCGGCGCGUUCAGGGUCCAGGUCUACUCGCCCUACGUCCUGAUGAACAAGACUGGCCUCCCAUUCGCGCUCAAGACCAAAUCGUUCUUCGGCUCGGCCAAGAGCGUCGCAGGUCUCGACGAGUUCUCCUCCGAGGCGGCCAAGCGCAAGCCAGAAGAUGCGUUCAUGUUCUCCUUCCCGACCGACGACCGGCGAAACCGGGCGCUGCUGCGCAUCGGCGACUCGAACUGGUCGGCACCGCUCAGCUUCGAGACGGUCGGUUUGACGACCGAAGUCGUCCUGCCGUCGGCGACCGGCAAGGAAGAGGUUCGGGUUGGUCUCAAGGUAACGGAGGGUCUCGGCGACUACAAGCUCACUCGUGUCAUCACCCUCUGCCCUCGCUUCAUCGUCAAGAACAACUUCGACGAGCCGGUUCGCAUCCGCGAGUUUGGCUCAAGCGAAGAGUCACUGCUGCAGGCCGGAGAACGACACCAUGUCGGCUUCCUGCGCUCGGGACAGUCCCCGCAACUCUCGCUGUCCUUCCCCGGCAGUCACCACUGGUCGGCGCCGUUCAAGCUGCAGGACGUGGGACAGAACUAUGUCCGCGUUCCCACCAGCUCGAGCGACGAGCGUCUCGCCCGCAUCGACGCCGUCCUCGAGGGACCAUGCAUCUUUGUUCGCCUCGACCCAGAGCAGGGCGCCUGGCCGUUCCUUCUCCGGAACGACUCGGACUACCCGAUCGACUUCUGGCAGGCCGAGCACGAUGGCGUACAAGGCGACGGCGAGCAGAGCAAGCGACGGCGGUACAGGCUCGAGCGAGGUUCGAAGCUUCCAUACGCCUGGGACCGCCCGGCGGACGACAUCCGACAGUUCCGCAUCUCGUGCGGCGGGCGGGAACGGGCAGUCAACCCUCUCGAGAUCGGCGCCCUCAUUCCUUUCCGCUUCAAUCACGAAGGACACACCGCCGUCAUCUCGAUCGAUGUCCGUGCCGAGGGUUCGACACAGGCCGUCACGUUCAGCAACUAUGUUGAGGAGGACAGCGUCUUCAAGCUGCAGCGGCGCAAUACGGAGACGAUCUCUCGCGCCGAGUCAAUCACGAGCAGCCGAGACGCCGUCUUCGAGGCUGUCGACGUUGACGUCGUGACGACCUUUUCCCUUAGCGUCAGCCUCGAGGGUAUCGGCAUCUCGAUCGUCAACCGCAAGAUGCAGGAGCUCAUCUACGCUUCGUUCCGCGGCGUCACGGCCAAGUAUGCGGACUCGACAACGAAUGUCGCCUACGACGUCGGCAUCAAGUGGAUCCAGAUUGACAAUCAGCUGUUCGGCGGUCUCUACCCGAUCCUCCUCUACCCGUCGGUCAUCCCGAAGGACAGCAAGGAGCUUGAGGUGCACCCGAGCUUGCAGGUCUCGGCGAUCCUACUCAAGGACGAGGCGCACGGCGUCAGCUACUUCAAAUAUGCCUCAAUCUUGCUGCAGGAGAUGACGAUCGAAGUCGACGAAGACUUCCUCUUCGCCCUCCUCGACUUUGCCAAAUUCUCCGGUGCGAACGGAAUGGCCGAGCAGGAAUCGAAACUCACGGAAGACCCGGAGGAGAUCCCCGAACCGACAGCGACAUCGAAGGGCGGCGAUCUCUACUUCGAAGUCCUGCACCUCCACCCGAUUCAGCUCGACCUCUCCUUCAUGCGGACAGAUCGCGUCAACGUCGAGCAGAAACUCAACUCUCACAACCCGCUCUACUUCUUCAUCAACGCCCUGACGAUGGCUCUCGGCAACGUCAACGACGCGCCUGUCCGGUUGAAUGCGCUCGUCAUCGAGAAUGCCCGACUGUCGCUGCCCGUCCUGCAAGAGCGGUUGACGGUGCACUACAGCGACGAGUUCUUCGGCCAGCUCUACCGAGUGCUCGGAAGUGCCGAUGUCCUCGGCAACCCGGUCGGCCUCUUCACCAACGUCUCUUCCGGCGUCGCCGACUUCUUCAUCCAGCCGUACGACUCGAUCAUGAUGAACGGCAACAAGGACCUCGGUAUCGGCAUCGCCCGUGGUGCCGGCAGUCUCGCCAAGAAGACCGUCUUCGGCCUUAGCGACUCGCUCACCAAGAUUUCCGGCAGUAUCGGCAAGGGUCUCUCGGCUGCGACGCUCGACAAGCAAUACCAGAGCCAGCGACGAAUGCGCCAGUUCCGCAACAAGCCCAAGCACGCCUUGUAUGGCGUUACUGCCGGAGCGACUUCGUUCGUCACCAGCGUCGCGAGCGGCUUCGAAGGUCUCGCGACGAAACCGCUCGAAGGAGCGGAGAAGGGUGGCGCAGCAGGCUUCUUCAAGGGCGUCGGCAUGGGUCUCGUCGGCGCCGUCACCAAGCCAGCCGUCGGCAUUUUCGACUUCGCCAACAAUGUCACGGAAGGUAUCCGCAACACGACAACCGUCUUUGACCAGACUGGUAUCGACCGCGUCCGCCUGCCACGCUUCACAGCAAGCGACGGCGUUUUGCGACCGUACUCGGAGCGAGAAGCACUCGGCCAGAACUGGCUCAAGAACGUCGAGAACGGCCGCUACUUCUCGGAGACGUACGUCGCACACCUCGACUUGCCGUCAUCUGACGACACGCUCGUCGUCAUCCUCACCACAACACGCAUCCUCCUCGUCCGCGUCAACAAGCUCAAGGUCGGCUGGGAUGUACCAAUCUCGGACCUUGCGACGAUAUCGCUCGAGGCCAGCGGCAUCACCCUCGUCCUCCGUGGCUCCGUCCCCGGCCCCUUCCUCGCCAUUCCCGACCAGAGCGCACGGUUGUGGCUCUUCCGUCACCUCGAGCGCAUUGUGCAAGCUCACAACGCCCGUCGCCUCGUCGAGUAG
Rhodotorula toruloides NP11 is the source of this 9699-nucleotide messenger RNA. RefSeq names its product vacuolar protein sorting-associated protein VPS13. The record is from RefSeq and is a predicted model, not a curated record. Lineage: Eukaryota; Fungi; Basidiomycota; Microbotryomycetes; Sporidiobolales; Sporidiobolaceae. Gene Ontology annotation, cellular component: extrinsic component of membrane. Bases 1 to 9699 code for a protein of 3232 amino acids. The transcript has 26 exons. Gene Ontology annotation, biological process: mitochondrion organization; protein retention in Golgi apparatus; protein targeting to vacuole.